Messenger RNA from Salpingoeca rosetta, 2246 nucleotides. RefSeq lists its product as uncharacterized. The transcript is spliced from 9 exons. The coding region runs from base 41 to 1849 and encodes 602 amino acids. Gene Ontology annotation, molecular function: arylsulfatase activity. The record is from RefSeq and is a predicted model, not a curated record. Lineage: Eukaryota; Choanoflagellata; Craspedida; Salpingoecidae.
UUUCUGCGUUUGGAGGUGGAAGGCGAAUUUGUGGGCAAACAUGACGAUGCGCACCACGAUGAUGCGAGACGUCGCGCUGCUUCUGGUGUUGCUGUGGCUGGGCUGCUGUGUUGCUGCCGCUGCUGCCGCUGGUGGUGGUGAUGAUGAUGCUGGAACAGCACCGACACCCAGCGAGCCAAGGCGGAAGCCAUCCUUUGUUAUCUUCCUCGCUGAUGAUAUGGGAUACGGUGAUGUCACCUACUACGGCGCACCAACCACCCAUACGCCGAACAUUGACAGGAUCAUUCGCGAGGGCAAGGACUUUCGCCAAUUCUACGCAGCAGCUUCAGUGUGCUCUCCUAGCCGUGCUGGCUUGAUGACGGGUCGCGACCCCGUGCGCAUGGGCAUCUUCUCGCGUAUUCUGCGUCCGUCGCUGCGCGUGUUCUUCCCGUGGAACACCUCCUCCAUGCCCAGCAACGAGACCACCAUUGCCGGCCUCCUGAAAACAGCAAACUACACCUCCCACUACGUGGGCAAGUGGCACCUCGGCCAUGUUAACGCACUUCCUGUGCAUCGUGGAUUCGACGGCUUCUUUGGCAUUCCCUACUCCCAUGACAUGUGCAGCGAGGUGUAUGGUGUUGAGGACCUCCCCAUCGUCAACCGCGCCGUCCCGCCGCUGCCGCUCAUGCGAAAUGCGGACAUUCUGGAGCAACCGGCGGAUUUUUCCUCCGCCACCGACCGAUUCACGGACGAGGCCGUCAAGUUCGUUCACGAGCACGCGGACCAGCCGUUCUUCCUUGUUGUCAGCUACUACCAGCCACACAUCCCACAUGUCACCCCGCUGCGCUACAAGUUUCACUCCCUUCGUGGCCCUUUUGGUGACAGCGUGCAGGAAAUGGACGUCAGCAUUGGCCAGGUGAUGCAAGCCAUCAAGGACGCCGGCAUCGACGACAACACGCUCGUCAUGGUCACCAGUGACAACGGCCCGUGGGUUGACUCUGGCAUUGACGGUGGAUCGCCGGGCCCCAUGCGCGGGGCAAAAGGGACGACGUGGGAGGGCGGCACACGCGUCGUGUCUGCAUUCCGCUGGCCAGGCGUCAUCGAGCCGUUAACAACAGAGAUGACCCCUGUCAGCAUGAUGGACCUUUUCAGCACGUUUGGUCACAUUGCUGGCCUGAACGUCACGUCAACACCGGAUUUCGCCACAGACUCGCACUCCUUUGCGCACUUGCUCAACAGCUCCUACGCGCCAAGUGCAAAGUCGCGCCCGGCCAUUUACUACUUUUAUCACGACGUUCUCAUGGCCAUUCGCAUGGGGCCUUUCAAGCUGCACAAGUACACGCGAUGCGCGUACUGCUACGAGGAGCCUGUGCCACAAGACCCACCCCUACUCUUCAACAUCGACCACGACCCUGGCGAGCAGCACCCGUUGUCUGUCGAAGACCACCUGCUCAUCGUUGAUGCGUUGGAAGCAGAGUACGACCGGUACCUCAGCACCAUCUCGCCGCGCCAGCCGCUGUUUGACCAGUUCAAGUUGGACGCUGCCCCAUGCUGCUCGCCACAGCCAUACCUGCAGCCGUGCAACUGCACGCACGCGAACAUGACCGUUGGCGAGGCUGCACAGAGCGUCUCGCCCAACAGGCAGUCGACCUCCCCGGCAUCGGCCAAGAUCAGGAAGGCCGCAAAGGCGCUGUAUACCAUGCUGGAGAAGAAGCAUCCAGACCUCCUCACAGACAAACUGACGAGCGAGGAGGUGUCUGCUGCGUUUGAAUCUCUGAUUGGCAGUCCAAUGGAGCCUGUGAUGCAGUGCAUGCUGGGCGGGGAGCCAUCUUUGGAAGGCUACGAAGAGGAUGAGGCGCUCUUUGCCUGAGAUCAUGAGAAGCACUGAACAUAGUAUGCAUCGUACUCGCGACUGCCACUCACCGUCGCAGUGCCAUCACGUCAUGUGUUACAGCUAUUGCUCCCUGCUCACGUGCGCUUCGUGUAUGAGUUAAUGUGAGGCUUGCUUUCCUUCCGGUACAUUUUGUUUUCUUUGCUUCGGUUCGUUACCCUUGGCGUUCUUGUUCUUGUGCCGUUUGGGUGUCACAGGUCGUUCGUGUGUGCUGCGCUCUGCUCUGCUGCGCUCUGCUCUGUUGUGGUUUUGUCUUUGGUUUUCGGUCAUCUAUGCCCCUCGCUUAAACGGUGGUACAUCUGUUAUUACUUUUCGUGCAAACACCCAGUGCGGCACACAAAAGAAAUAAGGAAAUAAACACGCGACCAAUCACUGU